AUGUUAGCGUCCAGAGUACUGUGGCCGCUCGCUCUACUCGGCGCGCUUGCUGAGUCCACGGCACCCGCCGACCUGGCGCUGAGUGCUCGGUGGGCCGCCUGUGCCGGGGACAUUAUACUCCGGUACGGGCCGCGGGUCAGCCACCAGGUGAAUGCGUUCGCGCUCCAGCAGCGCGCACCAGGAGCCCGUUUCCAGCGCGACCUCUUCGAUCGCCUGCUGCCCCGGUUGAUGCAGCGCACCGGCACCGGCACCGGCUCGUCGUCGUCGCCCUUCACCGUAAACCUGGCACCGUACGAAGCGACCACCGAUUACAACUACCGGAACCUGGUGCUGAUAGUGCUCGACUCGUUGGCCCAGUUCACGGACGAGUACGUGCCGCGGUUGGCGACGAAGAACGUCGAGUUUUGGGGCUACUUUCUGCUGCUCCUGCCCGCCCCGGCCAACACCCAGCGUGACAUCCAGCGGACGCUGCGGGAGCUGUGGAAUCUGCGCAUUCAUAAUGUCCUGAUUGGGCUGAGUGGAUCGGCGGACGCCGGCAGUGCGAGCCGCAUCGACCUGUACACCUACCGCCCGUACGGUGCCGAUGGGUGCUGCGAGUGCAUCCGGCCACGGGUCGUUGACCGGUGCGUGAAUGGCCGGCUGCAGCAGCACCGGGAGCAGCAAGCAGGAGCAGCAAACGGCACUGGCCAGGCACUGUACGUUCGGUUUGAGCGUAACUUCUACGGCUGUCCGCUCCGGAUCUCGAGCUUCGUGCGCGUCCCGUUCAUGCAGUUCGCCGUCGCCGCCGGCGCAGGACGGCCACAACUGUCCGGGAUCGAGGGUAAGCUGCUGGAGUUGCUGGCGGUCAAACUCAACUUCACGCCCAUCAUCGUCCAGCCACCGGAUGGGCAGAUUUGGGGUCGCAUUUACGCCAACGGAACGGCCGACGGUGCCAUGAAGCUGCUGCUGGACGGGACGGCGCACCUGACGCUCGGUGGGUACCUGCCGUACCCGGAGCUGCUGUCAAGGACGACGCAAUCGCGGAGCUACUACUUCAGCGAUAUCGUGCUGGCGGUGCGGGAAGCGCUCGCACCGCAGACCGGCGUCGGCCGGUUACUGCAACCGUUCCGUUGGCCCAUUUGGCUCCUGGUCGCCGCGGAGCUGCUGCUGGUGGGUGUGUGGUGCUGCUGUGGCCUGCUCCCGUGCCGCCUAGCCCUGGAUGUGUGGCGGGCCCUGAUCGGAGACUCGCUUCCGGUGCUGCCACGUCGCUCGGUCGCAAGGUUUCUGCUUGUGCUCUGGAUCAUCCACUCGACGCUGUUGCGCGAGUCCUACAAGGGAUCGCUGGUGGGUUACCUGACGGCCGCGACGCCGCUGGACGAUAUCAGCAGCAUCGAGGUGAUGCUGGCCGGUGGGUACCGGUUCGCGAUGACCGAGUGGCUGUACCACCGGAUCUUUGAGGGCUCCGGGACGCACCAGCUGGACGGGACGCACCUGCUGCUGUUCGAGGCAUCCGACGGGGAGCGGCUGCUCGAGAGCAUCCUGGCGAGCGGUGAGCGGAUCGCUGUGGCGUACACGCGCGAAGAGAUCAUCAAGUUCAACGAGCGGGACCGCUCGGUGGUCAACUUUCGGACGGCGGGCGAGAAGCUGCUGACGUUCCACUUCAGUGCGUACUUCAAGCGCUCCAGCCCGCUGGUGGGCGUGUUCAACUGGUACAUUCGCCGCAUCCUGGCCACCGGUUUCAUGUCCCGCUGGACCGCGGAAAACCUCGAUGCGCGCUUCCUGGUGCCGACCCUGGCCGACAGUGGCCAGGCGGAGGUGCUGCAGCUUACGCACCUGAGCAGCAGCUACCUGCUGCUCCUUGCCGGUCUGCUGCUGGCGUGCUGUACCUUUGCCAUCGAGCUGCUGAUGUUGCGCAUUGGCACUAGAAAUGGUUAG
Anopheles cruzii is the source of this 1914-nucleotide messenger RNA. RefSeq lists its product as uncharacterized. The transcript has a single exon. Bases 1 to 1914 code for a protein of 637 amino acids. The record is from RefSeq and is a predicted model, not a curated record. NCBI's taxonomy places the organism in Eukaryota, Metazoa, Arthropoda, Insecta, Diptera, Culicidae. Gene Ontology annotation, molecular function: glutamate-gated receptor activity. Gene Ontology annotation, cellular component: membrane.